AUGUCCUCAGUUGUAGCCCCGGAAAAACCCACCUCUAACACCAUGGGCCCCAAAGAGGUGGAGCUGAUCCUGGUGAAGGAGCAGAAUGGGGUUCAGUUCACCUCAACCACCUUAGUGGCUCCAAAUCCUUCUCAGACCAACCGCAGUGGGGAGGAGGAGAGGGAGACCUGGGGGAAGAAAAUCGACUUCCUCCUGUCUGUGAUCGGAUUCGCCGUAGACCUCGCCAAUGUCUGGAGAUUCCCCUACCUCUGCUAUAAGAAUGGAGGAGGUGCAUUCCUGGUGCCAUACCUGUUCUUCAUGGUGAUAGCAGGCAUGCCUCUCUUCUACAUGGAGCUGGCUCUGGGACAGUACAACAGAGAGGGGGCAGCAGGGGUCUGGAAGAUCUGUCCCCUAUUUAAAGGUGUAGGCUUUACAGUAAUCCUCAUUUCCCUCUACGUUGGUUUCUACUAUAAUGUCAUCAUCUCCUGGGCGCUGUUCUACCUCUUCUCCUCGUUCACCAGCGAGCUACCUUGGGUCCACUGCAACAACACCUGGAACAGUCCUAACUGCUCCGACUGGGCUGACAACAGCUCAGUCAAUGAUAUUUACAAGUCCACCCCUGCUCAGGAGUACUUUGAACGAGGAGUGCUACACAUCCAGGACAGUAGUGGUAUUAAUGAUCUGGGCCGUCCACGCUGGCAGUUGACUUCCUGUCUAGGUGUAGUGAUUGUUCUGCUCUACUUCAGCCUCUGGAAGGGAGUCAAGACCUCUGGCAAGGUUGUGUGGAUCACAGCCACAAUGCCCUACGUGGUCUUGACUGUGCUGCUGCUCCGCGGAGUCACUCUGCCCGGAGCCAUUGAUGGCAUUAAGGCCUACCUCUCUGUGGACUUUCUGAGACUCUGUGACGCCAAGGUCUGGAUUGAGGCUGCGACACAGAUCUGCUUCUCUCUGGGAGUGGGGUUUGGUGUGCUAAUUGCCUUUUCCAGCUACAACAAAUUUAGCAACAACUGUUACAGAGACGCCAUCAUCACCAGCUCCAUCAACUCUUUAACCAGUUUCUUCUCCGGCUUUGUGGUCUUCUCCUUCCUUGGGUACAUGUCCCACAAGCACAACGUUGCCCUGGAUAAAGUUGCCAGAGAUGGUGCUGGUUUGGUGUUUGUCAUUUACCCAGAAGCCAUUGCAACAUUACCUGGGUCAUCAGUGUGGGCGGUUAUCUUCUUCAUCAUGCUGUUAACACUGGGCAUUGACAGUGCUAUGGGCGGGAUGGAAUCAGUGAUCACUGGGCUGAUUGAUGAGUUUAAAUUCCUCCACAAGCACAGAGAGCUGUUCACCCUCUUCAUCGUCGUUUCCACCUUUCUCAUAUCCCUUUUCUGUGUUACAAAUGGUGGGAUGUAUGUGUUCACUCUGCUAGACCACUUUGCAGCAGGAACAUCGAUUCUAUUUGGAGUGCUUAUUGAAGCCAUCGGCAUAGCAUGGUUUUAUGGAGUGGACCGAUUCAGCGAUGACAUUGAGGAGAUGAUUGGGCAGCGACCAGGCAUGUACUGGAGGCUGUGCUGGAAGUUUGUCAGCCCCUGCUUCCUCCUGUUUAUGGUGGUGGUGAGCUUUGCCACGUUCAACCCCCCAAACUACGGCUCCUACAUGUUUCCUCCAUGGGCUAACAUGGUGGGGUGGUGUCUGGCCAUUUCCUCAAUGAGCAUGGUGCCUCUUUAUGCCAUCUACAAACUCUGCUCACUGCGUGGAAAGUUUUGCGAUCGACUGGCUUAUGCCAUCACCCCAGAGACAGAGCAUCAUUUAGUGGACAAUGGGGAGGUUCGGCAGUUCACACUGCAUCACUGGUUGGUGGUCUGAAAAAUACAAAGAGAGUGAGAGAGAUUGAAAGAGUGAGAUAAAGAGAAUGGGCAUUGGGUGGAUGAAUGCAUGCGCAGCAAUGGUCUGAAGAGCUAAGAAGAAGAAAUAACCAUUUAUAUCGAUCACGACGACGGUGGUGGUGGUGGUGGUGGGAACAGUUUAAAAGUGCCGACAAAAAACCCAUAGA
Molecule: messenger RNA, 2014 nt
Organism: Micropterus dolomieu (smallmouth bass)
Lineage: Eukaryota; Metazoa; Chordata; Actinopteri; Centrarchiformes; Centrarchidae
Gene: slc6a3
Product: solute carrier family 6 member 3
Exons: 15
Coding region: 1-1827 (608 amino acids)
Biological process (GO): sodium ion transmembrane transport; dopamine uptake involved in synaptic transmission
Cellular component (GO): neuron projection; presynaptic membrane; neuronal cell body membrane
Molecular function (GO): norepinephrine:sodium symporter activity; dopamine:sodium symporter activity
Source: RefSeq, a predicted model, not a curated record